Molecule: messenger RNA, 1222 nt
Organism: Phymastichus coffea
Lineage: Eukaryota; Metazoa; Arthropoda; Insecta; Hymenoptera; Eulophidae
Product: ADP-ribosylhydrolase ARH3-like
Exons: 6
Coding region: 152-1222 (356 amino acids)
Cellular component (GO): nucleus; mitochondrion
Source: RefSeq, a predicted model, not a curated record
UGAUCGCAGCUGACUACAAGCCAAUGAGAAAUAAAAACAUGAACACGUGACGUAAUUACGUAGCCGUUAGCCGCAAGCUUAUCAUAUGCCGGGCAGUGUAACACUGUGAACUUGUUUUGGCAGAAAUUAAUUGUUGAAACACAAAAGAAACAUGACUAAAAUCGACUUGUCACUAUUUAGAAAAAAAUUCCGGGGUUCGAUGCUUGGUGUUUUGACGGGUGACUGUUUGGGAAGCCCGUAUGAGAAUGAGAAAUUGAGUUCGGGAACGAAAUUGGUAUUGCAGAAUUCUUUUGAUAAACUCGAAGGACCAGUAUAUAAAGCUCCUGUCAUGCAAUACACUGAUGAUUCUGCAAUGAGUAAAUCAGUAGCUCAAUCCUUAAUUGACAAAAAAGAUAUUGACUUGGUUGACAUGGCCAAAAAGUUUGUAAAAAGUUAUUAUCAAGAGCCUCACAGAGGAUACGGUCUUAGUGUUGUAACAGUGUUCGAAAAGCUACGAGGGGGUAAAUUCACAGAUAUUAUGCAACCAGCCAAAGAACAAUUUCACGGUCAAGGGUCUUUCGGUAAUGGAGCAGCUAUGAGAGUUACACCAGUAGCUUUAUUUUGUUAUAAUAAUUAUGAAAAACUCAUAGAUAUGGCUAGGAAACAGUCUCAAAUUACGCAUACUCAUAAAAUAGGAAUUGAUGGAGCUAUUUUACAGGCAAUUGCUGUUCAGCAAGUUCUCCACAAAUAUCCAGAAGAAGAUCUUGAUGUUUUGAGCUUUGUUGAUGAGCUUAGAGAAAAAAUGAGCAAACUAGAAGUAGAUGAAGAAGGUCUAGAUCUAGUAGAAGCUCAACCUUACAAAAUACAACUAGAUGUAAUGAAAAAGUUACUUCAAGAGCAAGGAGCAGACAAGCCAAUUGUAAAAAAUGUUAUUCGUGAAUUAGGUAAUGACAUUAGUGGAUUGAGGUCUGUACCUACUGCAAUAUUUUGUUUUCUGAGGGCCCAAAAGCCUAUCGAAGGUAUCAAUACAAAUAACUGCUUUAGAAGAGCUCUUCAAUAUGCUAUAAGCUUGGGAGGAGACACGGAUACCAUUGGUAGUAUGACAGGUGCCAUAGCAGGUGCAUAUUAUGGAGAUGAAAAGAUACAUCCAAACAUUCUUCAUCACUGCGAAGCAUCAACAGAAUUUAGUCAACUUGGCGACAAUCUAUUUGAAGUUGCAACGACUAUGGAAUGGAAUUCUUAA